ACAUUAAGGAACAGCAGGCGAACAGGUAUAUAAGGCCCCAACGCCCACAGCACAGCAAGUCAGUCUCCAACCACCAACGACCUGCUAACAUGAAGCUGCUGAUGAUCACCGUGAGUGUUGGUCUACUGUUGGGCUCCUGCACGGCAGAUGGUGGCUCCCACCAUGGCUCUGCAGGUAGCUCCUUUUCACGUGGGGCACACGGAGGAGGCAGUUCUAGUGGCGGUCGUCGUGGGUUCAACGGCGGUUCAUACGCCGGGGGCAGCUCCGGAGGUGGUCAUGGAUUCGUUGGAUCUAGUGGGGGCAACGGCUUCACCGGAGGUUCCUCAGGACGUGGGUCAGGAGGCUUUUCAUCUGGCGGUGGCGGUGGAUCCUACAACGGUGGUUCUGCUGGAGGCUCUUUCACAGGAGGCCGUGGAAGGUUUGCCAGUUCCUCUGCAGGUAACGCCAUCAGCCAAAGCGGAGGAUCAGGGGCUUAUGGCUCCUCUAGGGGUGGUUCCUCCGGUGGCCAAAGGGGCUCUGUUGGUGGACAUGCUGGAUCAUUCGGUGGCCAAGGUGGCUUCCCCGGUAGUCGUGGCGGUUCCAUCAGUGGCGGUAGUUACGGCGGCUGAUCUGACUUACACAUAACGCUGUAACAUGACCAAACCCACUUAUCUUUCUGUAAUAGAAAUAGAGCAUAAAUAAAAAGAAAUACAUAAAA
Homarus americanus (American lobster) is the source of this 697-nucleotide messenger RNA. Its product is annotated as keratin, type I cytoskeletal 9-like. The record is from RefSeq and is a predicted model, not a curated record. The transcript is spliced from 2 exons. NCBI's taxonomy places the organism in Eukaryota, Metazoa, Arthropoda, Malacostraca, Decapoda, Nephropidae. The coding region runs from base 90 to 608 and encodes 172 amino acids.